Amphimedon queenslandica is the source of this 1367-nucleotide messenger RNA. RefSeq lists its product as uncharacterized. Lineage: Eukaryota; Metazoa; Porifera; Demospongiae; Haplosclerida; Niphatidae. Gene Ontology annotation, molecular function: protein binding. The transcript is spliced from 5 exons. Bases 1 to 1149 code for a protein of 382 amino acids. Gene Ontology annotation, biological process: signal transduction. The record is from RefSeq and is a predicted model, not a curated record.
AUGUACCAGAAAAAAGAGUUCUCAGAUCUUAUCAAAGAUGUGCUAAUCAUUGAUAAUACGACCUCAGCAGUGCUACAAGGAUACACAGGUGACCCUAAUGAAGUACGACCUGGUUAUAAGCUAAGAGCCUCACCUGUACACAUUACAUUCUCCACUGGGUAUGUACCUCCUGGCUUCUUCACUCGUUUAGCAACUGCUGUUGCUACUGAUGCCAGUGUCAAGCUCAACUUUGAAAAUGAUUAUGCUUAUGCAGUACCUGCUACCGGUUUCUUUGAUCGAAUACUGCAUCGAACCUCCAAAGUUGAAAUAAAAAGUAUCUAUCGUAAUCGUGUCUGCUUCUCUUAUGGUCGUCCUUCUGAUGAUUUUGUUCUCACUGAUAUUAAUGAAGCUAUUCAAGUUGAUGUGUUGCGAUAUGCCCCUGAGAGUAGUCAUCCUGUUUCUCUCAAAUUAGUUUGUCAAAAAAUAUUGAAGAUGCUAGAUGAAUGCUGUCAACAAGUAGAAGACACCCUCAGUCAUUACCAUGGGCACCAUCCCAAUCGAUCAUCAAGGCAAGUGCAAUAUGUGUGUCAAUGCAGUCCUUCUAGUGAUGUCCAUUACAUUAAUGACAUUGAUGCUAUGCAGCAGACAAGCUCUGAUUAUGUUUACUGCAAAUUGGAUAGACGCUCUCGUCACCUAAACAAUGAAGAAUCAAUGUGGUUUAAAGACAAUAUGUCACAAGAAAAACAACUCCAAGAGAUUCCACCUUUGAAAGAGAUUAUCAUUAAAGAUGAUCGUAAGCCGACAAUUCAAAAAACUGACUCAACUACAAAUUACUCUGCCACUCCGAUUAGUGAGUCCAAUGAUGAUCAACAUAAAGUUAUAUUGAAUAUCAAGAAUCUAGUAGAUAUCAUACAAGUGUUAAAAACAAGUUCCUUUCAAACUAUCAAAUGGUUUGAUCUUGGUCUCUACUUGGGUCUGAUUCAUUAUGAUCUCAAGGUUAUUGAGACUAACUAUCCACAAGAUGCUGAGCGAUGUCUCAAAGAAUGUUUAGCAAAAUGGCUUACAGAUGAUAUUGAAGCAAAAUGGGAGACACUAGCUAUUGCUGCUGAUACAAUAGGAGAAAAACGAGUUGCUGAAUAUAUAAAUGAAAUUAUAAUUAAUAAUAAAUGAAUUAUUAAUGAUUAAUAGGAUCAAGAAAAGAACUUUAACAAAUGACAGUAGUGUUAACCAUUUGAAUAAUUAAAAUGUUUUGUAAUUAUUAGUGGUUUCUAUUCUUUUUUAGCUGUUAUUUGCAUCACAUUAGUAUACAUAAUUUUUUAUUAAGUAAUUGUUUGCUCUUUUAGUUGUUUUGUUUCUUUCAAGCUAUUAAUGGAUGCUAUUUAGCACAA